UUGCGGAAUGGAGAAAGGAGCUGUCGGUGAUAACAAGCUCCCUCCGUGUUUCAUGGUUUUAUUCAGCGGGAGAGAGGAGACGUCGACGGGCGGAGGAGCGGCAGCGGAGGCCGGCGGGAGGCCGCAGCAGCAGACAGCCGACUUCCCCUGAAAUGCGGCACUCGGUAGGAUGAACAGCAACCACGAGGAAGAUGAGUUUGUGGCUGUGCGGGUCCAGGACCCCCGGAUCCAGAACGAGGGCUCGUGGAACUCCUAUGUGGACUACAAGAUAUUCCUGCAUACCAACAGCAAGGCCUUCACGGCCAAGACGUCGUGCGUCCGCCGGCGCUACAGCGAGUUCGUGUGGCUCCGCAAGAAGAUGCAGAAGAACGCCGGCCUGGUCCCAGUUCCAGACCUUCCAGGGAAAUCCUUCUUCUCCUUCAGCAACGAGGACUUCCUGGAGAGGCGGAGGAAGGGACUGCAGCUCUUCCUGGAGAAGGUGGUCCACACCACGGUGUGUCUGUCCGACAGCCAGCUGCACCUCUUCCUGCAGACGCAGCUGCCCAUCGGACACAUCCAGGACUGCGUCCAGGGCCACACGCCGUACUCGGUGACCGACGCCAUCCUCACCUACGCCUCGUCCAACCGGGGCCUGGCUCAGGCUCAGGAGGACGACCCGGUCAAGGACUCCAGCCUGACGGUGUCCUACGAGUCCAUGGAGAGCCCGGCUCUCCAUCCGCCCGGUCCCCAGACCAACGAGGCCUUCAGCCCCGAGCUGCUGUCCUGCGGAGACGCCGACCCUCUGGAGGACCUGCUGGAGCUGGCGGGUCGGGACUCGGCCGGACCGCGGCACGAGGCGGAGCCCUGCGUGAGGAUCUCCCAGAGGAGGAACCAGCUGGAGGCCGUGGUGGAGCGCCGCGGCGCCGCCCAGGCCCGGUUCUACCUGGAUGAGAGCCUGGACCCGGCGGGGCGCGUCCAGACCGGCUCCCACAUCCUGACUCCGGCGGACGUGCACUCGCCCGUGGGCAGAGGCGUCCUGCUGAGCGUGGACAGCGUGUUCGAGCCUCCGGACGCCGCGGCGCCGGACGGCCGGGAGGAAGGGAGGCCCGAGAGGUUCGACGGCUCGAUAGAGAUUUUAGCCUUUAGAGACGAUACGGGAGAGGAGCCGCCGGCCGAGAACGGCGUGGGAGCUCCGGAGGACGACACGGCGGGAGACGGCGCGGCAGGAGACGGCACGGCGGCAGCUCAGACCAAAGAGGACACGCUCCAGGAGGAGGGACUCUGUGACCAAGAGACGCCGGACGACUUGAUGGGGACGGACGAGGACAGCCAAUCACUGGCCUCCUCCGACGGGAGCAUCGUGCAGGUCAGCGACGAGGAGGAGGAGGAUGAAGACCGCCUCUCCAUUCAUGCUGCCAACGGCUUGGUGCAGCUGUCCCCCGACGGCCUCCGUCGCUGGGCGGAGGCGGAGGCGGCGUCCGGCGGGGACGUCCUGGACCUGCAGGUGAACGGGUGCGCCGCGGGAAAGCAGGACCGUCGGGGUGAAUCUCCAGACGUGAAGUGGGCGGCGGGCGACGGAGACCUGACGGAGAACAGCGACAUCAGCAUCCUGGAGAGCAGCGGCGCGCCGGGACCAGCCGGCGUCGGGCGGCCGGAGCAGGACGCCGCUGCCGCCGCCGCAGACGCUCCGGAGGUGGAGGUGCGGUAGGUCAACACGGGGGUCAAGCUCCAACUGGUCAACGGGCCAGGAGAGACGCGGGACUCGAUAUUUAUUGAAUCAUAAGUUUCUCCACCCGACCAGCUUCAGUUGGCUCCAUGUUCUACCUGUGAGCCGAACGUGGAACGAGGCGAGUUCUCACUCAGGGACGCUGAUCACUGCACAGCUCCUGGAGUCCCCGAGGCCUUCUGCAGCCUGACCAGCAGAGGGCGCUCACAUCCAGUCACUUUACCAGAUAAAAUAAUAAUAACAAUGUGUGUUAUCAUGCAGAAUAAUUUAAAAAUUUCAAAGACUAAUUAUCACAACAGAAGACGGGAAUCUAAACCUCUCUUAACAUCGGCUCCGUUCACUUUUACUGCAGCCCUGAAGGAAGGAGUCGGUAAAGAGAUUUCAACACGAAAAAGCAGGUUUAGUUUGAAGAGGAGCGCAUUUUGAUUUGAGGAAAGAUGAAGCUGAACCAUUCAGAUAAUGAUGAUAAUCUUCACUGUAGUUACUGUAAAACCUCAGUUUUAGCUCAAGCGUUACUUCCUCCCACGGCGUCGAUCCGUCUCAGAACUCUGAACUGUUUUAAUCCUCCGAGUCAAAGAGAAGCUGGUUUUAACUGAACUCUGACCUGUGAAAAGAAAACCGUUACCGUUUCAUGACGCGGCGAGUUUUUUUUAUUUCGGUGCUUCGACUGGAGUGGAGUUAAACCGCAGCACACACACUUCUCAACUGCAGGACAAUGAAACACGUGAAACGCCUCGAUACUCUACAUUUAUCACACAGACUGAACAAUUCAAAGCAUUUUUCUUUGUUUCUUGAAGAAUUUCAGAGCAAAGGAGAAAAUUAAAUAAAUUAAAAAAACUCAUUUCUGCCUUUUGAGAUUUUAACCUCCGAGUCUUAAAAGUUGGACUUAUUGGAAAGUCAUUAGAUUUUCCAGUUAUUUCUACACUCAUAACUCAAAAUGAACUUUUUUGCAUCUAAAUUUCACAGGUGUAAUUUUCAUUACUGAUAAAGAACAAAAACGGCCUCAAUAUUUCAGUUUGUGUGAUAAAGGCUUGAAGGCGUGAGUGUUUCCGUUGUGUUGGGAUGUGUGUGUGUGGCGGCGGUUAGACUUUCUCGCCGUUUCCAGACUCUCCCACGAUGGUUUAAAGGGACCUGCAGUUUACUGAGCUUUCAGCGUCGUGUUCAAGCUUUAAAGCUUCCAGGUGAGGCGCUGAGGAGAAAUGGAGUUUUCACACCUACCAGCUUUCUUUGUUUUGUUUGUUUUUAAAUUAAAGGUAUUUCCUGUUUCUUUUUUAACACCUUCCUGUUUUUAUUAAAUUAACUCUCUGAAUGCAAAGCUCCAUUUCUGCUGAGACCUCGUGUUUCUCGUCACCAUACAUGUUUAUAUGCACACUAUCUUAUUUUAUUUUGAAUAAAGAUUUGUUUUA
Salarias fasciatus (jewelled blenny) is the source of this 3111-nucleotide messenger RNA. It is a transcript of the gene snx11, whose product is annotated as sorting nexin 11. Gene Ontology annotation, molecular function: phosphatidylinositol phosphate binding. Gene Ontology annotation, cellular component: endosome. The record is from RefSeq and is a predicted model, not a curated record. The transcript has 8 exons. Gene Ontology annotation, biological process: intracellular protein transport; vesicle organization. Bases 170 to 1687 code for a protein of 505 amino acids. NCBI's taxonomy places the organism in Eukaryota, Metazoa, Chordata, Actinopteri, Blenniiformes, Blenniidae.